This is a messenger RNA of Lytechinus variegatus (green sea urchin), 19753 nucleotides long. RefSeq names its product ankyrin-2-like. Gene Ontology annotation, molecular function: protein binding. Gene Ontology annotation, biological process: regulation of cardiac muscle contraction; protein localization to T-tubule; signal transduction. Gene Ontology annotation, cellular component: T-tubule. The coding region runs from base 1524 to 17411 and encodes 5295 amino acids. NCBI's taxonomy places the organism in Eukaryota, Metazoa, Echinodermata, Echinoidea, Temnopleuroida, Toxopneustidae. The transcript has 61 exons. The record is from RefSeq and is a predicted model, not a curated record.
AACAGUGGUGGUGGUACAUACUGCGGAAUGGGUAUGUUGGAUGUUAGAUGUAGUUCAUACAUUAGCUUUGUGAGAAAAGGUCAUCUGAAGCCCAGGACAUGCCGCUUAUGUUGCAGUGUUUGGAGUUUUGCAUAGGAACAGAAUCGUUAUGAUUCAGUUUGUGGGGGAAGGGGGAAAUGGCUUAUUACCCACAAUGCAUCAUCAAGUGCGUCUCUACAGGAAGGGGUAUAUGUGGGCAGCGGGUGCAUGAUCCUGCUCGGGAGGCAGGACGAAAAGUCAAACCAGUGUUUGUUGUGCAGGCGAUCGGGACAACACACUUUCCGCAAGUCCUGUAGCUUAGGCGAAGGCCCGACCCCUCGUCACGUGGCAUAUCAAAAGUCAGUCGGGACAAAUAGAUGAACGGGUGAUCAUCACUUGAGGAAAGUAAUCAGUUUUUAUACAGACUGGAAGGACUAAAGUGCAUCGAAUCUAAGACAUUGCUGACUAUUCUCCUUCGACACCUUUCAUUCCAGAGGGCUUGAGCGAAGAGCCCUUGCAAAUCUUCACUCGGUAUUUGAACAAGCCAAUAUUUUGCCACGAGCGACUCUACAUAGCUUCAGCUGUGUCGCCGCUGAUGCCGAUUUUCAUCUUGGAUAUAAUACCCGCAUCAUUUACAUUUCCUUUCUGCACUUUGUUGUCAGUCUGUGCAUGCAUACUUCACUCGGGUCCGGCUUUCAGCUCAAAAUCUGUUGCGGCGUUAUCGUGAUUGAUUCGCUAGAUCUGGAUCCAUAAAUACAACUGCCGACACAGAAGCGUUAUUCAGCUUUAGAAUAGUAUACACAUACCAGCUUUGCUGACCCAGCUAGUCUUUGUCUGAGACUUCUAGAUCAACUUACUGCUGUAUUGUGGAGUGGUUUUCUUCUUCAUUUGUAUUGUGUUAAUCAAGAAUUUGGAAUGGAUUUUGCAUGAAUUUGUUUAUAUCAACCAAUGCCGUUGGAUGUCCAAGACUCAUCCUUGUAGCAUCGUUGAAUUCUUUGUUGUUUGGCUUUCUCAAUCUCAUUAGGCCAGGUCAGUGCCAUUUGUCUUUCUCUAAACCGCUGCUGACAACAACUUUGACUGGAGAAACUGAGCGGGAUCUGCUCAGAAUCAUAGCCUAGCACCUCAUCCAUUCAGAACAGCUGAGGAAAGCUAUACCCUGAAUACAACUGAAAUCAAUUUUAGAAGGAAAGCAGCAAUCAGAAAAUAAAUCAUUCUCGUUCCCCUCGAAGAGGUAGUGACAAACACAAUCUGAAAGAGAGACUGUUUCUAUGAAUCUCAUCAUUAACAUCAGAAAUGUAUCGACAAGACAUGAUGAUGGCCUGAGUGUCUUUCUAGCUUGUCUCGAAUAAGUUGUGCCUUUUGAAUGUCUGGAUUUUCCUAAUGACAGUUGGAAAUACCACACUGCUCUUCCUUCACUGUGCCUUACUAAGGAUUACAUAUUCUGGAAUACUACCUAAGCUGCUGUAAUAGUGUGUGGGAUGGGAUGCUCAGUGUCUGGUUAAUGGAUGCAAAGCACUGUAUAUCGGGCAUUGAGAAAACAAAAGCACACUAAUUUUCACUUGGAGCGUGUGAGAUCAAGUCUGAUGCUCACGAAGCUUGCCACCUUCAUAUCUGCUGCUGUGAUUUUUCUUUGCUUCUUCGUUACCGUGCUGGAAUACUUUACCCGGGAAUUAUACCGCUCUGUGCAACGCAGGGUUAACAAUAUCAAGAGUAUCGUAAACGUGCAACCAGCAAAUACUGCCAGUGUCGCUGACACUUGCGAGAAGAAACUGACACAUACCACUCGUAGUGUAACUAGCAAAUCAGUGAGCACUGCUGGUGUUGCCAUCAGUAAUAAACCUAGAAAUUCUUUCGAUAUCGUUAACAACGAGGAACCGACAGCCAUGAAUAAGAUGACGUCACUGGAGAUCUCGCGGGCUAAUAGCCUGCUCCACCGUCAGCCCAAGAACCCUUUGCAGAAGAUGAAGAACGGUCGGCCGUGCAGCUUCCCGACGACACGCACCGAGCUGUACUCCAUCUAUCGCAACCAGGGGGAGCGACAGACGGAAGAGCAGCGUAUCCUGGAUGAGAUCUUCUCGUGCUUACUCAAAGGCAUUGUGGACGGCUGUUACGAUGAGAAUGGCCUGAACGCUCUUCAUCUCAGUUCCAAAGAGGGGCACCUGAACAUUGUCACAGAACUGCUCAAGAGAGGCGCAGAUGUGGAUGCAGCCACUAAGAAAGGAAACACCGCCCUCCACAUCGCUUCUCUCGCCGGACAGGAGGACAUCGUCCGCGUCCUCGUUGAGUUCAACGCCAACGUGAAUGUCCAGUCGCAGAAUGGCUUCACCCCUCUGUAUAUGGCCGCCCAGGAGAACCAUGUUAAAGUCGUCAAAUUCCUCCUGGCUAAUGGAGCCAAUCAGAACCUUGCAACAGAGGACGGCUUUUUGCCGCUAGAUGUCGCGACCCAGCAGGGUCACGAUAUUGUCGUGGAAACGCUCUUGCAACACUCACGACCCCAGUAUCCGAACAAAUCGGAGGAUGGGUUUACACCGCUGGCGGUUGCCCUCCAGCAAGGUCAUGACAAGGUCGUUGCUGUCCUGCUGGAGAACGAUCGUGCGGGCAAGACUCGGCUGCCUGCCCUUCACAUCGCUGCCCGUAAGGACGAUACUAAGGCCGCUUCGCUGCUUUUACAAAAUGGACACAAUCCAGACGUGCCAUCCAAGAGUCAAUUCACUCCGCUGCAUAUUGCUGCUCACUAUGGUCAUGUCAACGUAGCUACCCUUCUUCUUCAGAAAGGAGCUUCAGUGGACUAUAAUGCAAGGAACCAUAUAAAACCCCUCCAUGUUGCAGCAAAGUGGGGGCGUGUCAAUAUGGUCAACACCCUCCUUGACCGAGGGGCGUGUAUUGAUGCUAAGACCAGGGAUGGCUUGACACCUCUUCAUUGCUCAGCACGCAGUGGACACGAGCAGUGUGUUGAUCAGCUGCUUGAGAGAGGAGCACCAAUCUCAGCCAAGACAAAGAAUGGACUUGCCCCACUCCACAUGGCAGCCCAAGGAGAUCAUGUGGACAGUGCAAGGCUCCUGCUCUAUCACCACGCCCCUGUCGAUGAUGUCACUGUCGAUUACUUGACCCCUCUGCAUGUUGCUGCUCAUUGUGGUCAUCACAAGGUAGCCAAACUGUUGCUUGACCGCAAGGCCAACCCAUCGGCCAGAGCUCUGAAUGGAUUCACUCCUCUUCAUAUUGCUUGUAAGAAGAACCGAGUCAAGGUCAUUGAACUUCUCCUGAAGUAUGGUGCGUCUGUACAGGCCAUUACCGAGUCUGGCCUUACUCCUCUGCAUGUUGCCGCAUUCAUGGGCAAUAUCAACAUCGUGAUGUACCUCAUCAAAAAUGGCGGAGGUGUUGACGAGACCAAUGUGCGUGGCGAGACUCCUCUCCACUUGGCUGCCCGAGCCAACCAGAUUGAGGUCAUCCGUGUGUUGCUAAGCAACGGGGCGAAAGUCGACGCCCGUGCCCACGAGAACCAGACACCACUUCACAUCGCUGCUCGCCUGGGCAACGCUGAGAUCGUCAAGUUGCUGCUCGACAACGGGGCGUCGCCCGAUGCCCAGACCCGGGAUCUCUACACCGCCCUGCACAUCGCUGCUCGUGAAGGCAAGGAAGACGUUGCUAGGGUGUUGUUGGACAACGGCGCCACGCUCUCCAUGACAACCAAGAAAGACUUCACUCCUCUUCAUGUAGCUGCUAAGUACGGCCGUUAUGACGUCGCUCAGCUUCUCCUCAGUCGCUAUGCUAGUCCCGAUGCUACUGCUCAGAAUGGUUUGACUCCUCUACACAUCGCUGCUCACUAUGACAAUGUUAAGGUUGCUAUGCUGCUUCUGGACCAGGGUGCCUCUCCACACAAGACUGCUAAGAAUGGAUUCACUCCUCUCCACAUCGCCGCGAAGAAGAACCAGAUGGAUGUUGCCACCACUCUCCUGGAGUACGGUGCCGAUUCCAAUGCCAUGACCAAGCAAGGCAUUAGUCCUAUCCAUCUUGCGGCUCAAGAGGGUCAUACUGAGAUGCUUGCUCUGCUCCUGGAGCGAGGUGCCAAGCCAAACAUCAUGUCUAAGAAUGGACUGACCCCACUCCAUCUUGCUGCUCAAGAAGACCAGGUGGAAGCCGUCGCUAUGCUCCUGGACAACGGCUCCCAGAUUGACCCCCAGACCAAGGCCGGCUACACCCCACUCCAUGUUGCUUGUCACUAUGGCAACCUGAAGACCGCCACCUAUCUGUUGGAGCAUGGUUCGGCUGUCCAGGCUAAGACAAAGCAUGGUUUGACUCCAUUACAUCAAGGUGCACAGCAAGGUCAUGUUGCUAUCAUCAACAUCCUCCUACAACAUAAGGCUGAACCUAAUGAAACAGCUAAUAACGGCUAUACAGCAUUGGGAAUCGCCAAGAGGUUUGGUUACAUCUCCGUUGUCAAUACUCUCUCCAUCGUUACCACGGAAACAAGCACAGUGAUCUCUCCGACUGAAGAGAAAUUGAAGGUUCAAGUUCCGGAGACUAUGCAGGUUACUUUCAUGUCUGACACCGAAGAUGAAGAAAGUACCGGGGAUGACGUGUCCAUGACAGGUGACCAGUCUCUACUAACCCCACAGGAGAUCCGAACCAUGGGGGAUGAUUCCGUCGUCAACGACCACCGCCGAUCUUGGGAGGAGGAUUGGAUGCGGGGAGAACCAAUCAUGAACUACUACACCGGUCAUGAAUCCCUGUCUGGGCACUAUGGGAAUGACAAGGGUCGCCCCGCCUACAGCCCGACCGGUUACAGCACCAUGGAUUCCAGGAAUAGCACCCUCAACAGGGACUUCAAUGCACCCCUUGGACGCCCAGAUGACAGCCUCAUCGAGGGAGAGAUGAUCACAGUUACUACCCAGAGCACUGUGGAGUCGGCGCCACCCCUUCUAAGCUCCACCCCUAACCGCCUCUCAACCGGUCCGGUCAUCACCCUCAAUGGAAAGACAUACAACAUUGGUGAUCCUUACGUCGACGAUAAUGGCCGCCUGGUCCCCGGCAAGGCAUUUGGUCCCAACGGCCGACCGGUGUCCGUCACGCUGGACAAUGCACCGAUCAACCAGAUGCCCUUCUUUGCAGGUUUCUUGAUCAGCUUCAUCGUAGAUGCCCGUGGUGGUACCAUGCGUAGCUGUCGUCUACCAGGCCUCCGUGUUGUGGUACCCCCACAGCGCGCCUCCGGUCCCACACGGGUCACCUGCCGCCUCAUCAAACGCACCAAGCUCACCACCCAGCCACCCCUUAUGGAGAACGAAUCCCUCGCAAGCCGAGUUCUCGAAGUUGGGCCAGCCAACACUCAGUUCUUAGGGGGUCUUGGAAAUAAGAGCGUGACCUACCCUCCCCUUAACGACGGCGAAGCCCUCUGUAGCCGAAUCAUUGAAAUGGGGCCGCCGAGUGAAAAGUUUUUGCGGCCGGUUUUGAUCGAGGUGCCGCACUUCGCCUCACUUCGCGGCAACGAGCGCGAGAUCGUGAUCCUUCGCAGCGAGACCGGGGAGACGUGGAAGGAGCAUUCCUUGGAUGCUUCAGACGAGGAAAUCCAGAAAUCGAUGGAGGGAUAUGAUGUGGAGGACAAUGACCAGUCCAAGGGUCAGACGGACCGCCGCAUGUGCCGCAUCUUGACCAAGGAUUUCCCACAAUACUUUGCAAUCAUCUCAAGGGUACGCCAGGAGACCAAUACCAUCGGUCCAUCAGGAGGCAUGUUGAACUCAACGGUCGUUCCACAGGUCCAGGCAGUGUUCCCAGAAGGAACCCUCACCAAAAAGAUUAAAGUGGGACUACAGGCUCAACCAGUUGGAAACGAUGUCGUCAAGAAGGUCUUAGGAAACCGUGUCAUGGUCAGCCCCAUUGUCACCAUCGAGCCACGACGCCGGAAAUUCCACAAACCCAUCACGGUAACCAUCCCCGUACCCACGGCAUACAACCAAGGGGUAAUCAACGGGUAUGGAGGGGAUUUCCCUACUCUUAGGCUUCUCUGUAGUAUUACAGGUGGAACCGCACCAGCGCAAUGGGAAGACAUCACCGGUACAACUCCUCUGACCUUCGUUAACGACUGCGUCUCCUUCACAACCACAGUCUCAGCAAGAUUUUGGCUAAUGGACUGUAAAGAGAUCGACCAGGCGAGUAACUUUGCAAGAGAACUCUACCAAGAGCUCAAGGCAGUUCCCUUCAUGGCCAAGUUUGUCGUCUAUGCCAAGACGCACGACCCCAUCGAAGGGAGGGUGCGCGUCUUCUGCGUGACGGACGACAAGAGCGACAAAUCCCUAGAGCAACAAGAGAACUUCAAGGAAGUGGCGAGGAGUAAAUUUGUCGAGGUCCUAGAAAGUAGACCGGUCUAUAUCGAGAUGGCAGGUAACCUUGUUCCUGUACAGAAGUCUGGUGACCAACUUAACCUCGCCUUCACCGCCUUCCAUGAGAACAGGCUACCGUUCUUCGUCAGGGUACGCGACCAGUCGGCCGAGCGAUGUGGUCGACUGUCUUUCAUGCGUGAGCCCAAGGUGCCAAGAGGCCUUCCGCCCCAGAAGGCCGCUUGCAACCUCAACGUCACAAUGCCAUCGUAUGUCAAGGUGAAAAAAGCUAGCGAAAGCGAAACCGAGAGUGAAUCAUCAAGCGAAGAUGAGGAGUACAAGAUGGAAAAGGGCGAGCGAGAACAAUACACAACCCAGAAAGAGCAAAAGAUGUUCACAAAGAAAGAGUUGUAUUCGCUCACGAGUAUCGAAGAAUACCAGGAUGGAAGCAAGGAACAGGAUGGAGUUCCAAGCAAUCUCAACUUCGCAUCAAUCAAACUACGCAAGAAGUACACAUUCCUACAAGACCCCUCAAUGAGUCCGAAGAGCGCCCACCAGAGAGCUGAAAUCAGGUUGUGGGACGUAGCCAACCAGGUAGGAGAUCAAUGGCAGGACCUUGGCCGUGAGUUAGGUCUUAACGAGAGAGAACUCAAGGCCAUCGAGAGGGAGAAUGAUGACAGACCAGAACAAGCCUUUGUUAUGCUGCACAAUUGGGCGGAGCAAGAAGGCAAAGAUGCAACAAGUGAGAAACUAGAAGAAGCACUCAGGAGUAUCGGUAGGGGAGACAUCAUCGACCGUUGCCUAGGCAACUAUGUUAGUCUAGAUGUUUCAGCCCAACCAGAUGAAGAUUCGGAUAUGAUGAGAGACAUUCAGAUGGCUCUCGACCAAUCAGAUCGCCUAGGAAACGACCUUGGUGCCUUCUCACCUCAAGGUCAAGCAGACAUCACGCUAGAGUUCUCUGGGGGGCAACAAACACCUGAUAUUCUUCAAAGUACAUUAGAGGAGCAAGCUCGUCAAGAAGUUACAGAUAGAUUAAUCAAGGAGUUGAAAGAAGAAGCUAUCGAGGCCAGUUCCUCCGAGGAUGUACAAGAAUCAGCAGCUGCAGCCGAAUUCUAUGAGGAGAUCAAAGAAGAGAUACUUGAGAAACAUGAAGAAGAGAGAAGAGAGCUGCACUUUGAACCCUCGUUUGGAACGCUGGAAGAAACGAAAGAGGAGGAUUCUCCCUCCCCAACUGGACCACAGAAGUCAAACGUGGACAUGGCUUCUGCGGGUCCGUCCUCCUCAAAAAGUGUAACGGUCACGCAGACUCGCGUAACGGUCACUUCCAAAAGUUCCAACCACCCUGUUGAAUCGGGUUCUGAAUCCUCGGCAGAAACCGCGGUCUUUGUAGGUAGCGCUGAUAAGACUCUUGAAGGAGCUGCAGAACAGAUUAGGGUGCAGGUUGAUUCUAUUUCCUCUGAAGGGGCUGUAGAGACAGAUGAACUAGAAGGGGUUCGUUUGGAAUCCAAGAUGUCGCAAGUUAGGAUUGAAGUUGAUGAGGCACCGACGCCUGAUCGCAUGAGCUCCGAUGAAAAUCUUUACAUCGCCCAUGCUAAGGACAUUGUCCAAGAGCCAGAGAUUGAAGCAAGUGGUGAGCAGCAGCAAGAAAGCAUCAACCCAUACAGGGACAUGGAGCCGGAUCCAAUCGGUGAUGUUGUCAUCGAGGAACCCCAGAUCCAAUCCCAGUCAGAACAGCAGGUGGAGGGUAUUAAUCCAUACGCUGACAUGGAGCCAGAACCCUUGACAGGGUCAGAGCCAAUUGAAGAACCAUCCUUUGCUGCCGUUUCUACAAGUGAGGUUCAUGGGAUCAACCCCGAUCUGUUGGGAGACCCAGAGCCUCUAGAUGGCACAGCCAACAUCCCAGGCCCAGACCUGACUGACCUCAGACAUACCUCGAUGGGAGCUCAGGCAUGGGAAGGAGAUACCUCACCUGGACAACAGACCUUCCAACAAAGCCCUCUUGAGGAGUUCAAGAUGGGACAUCCUGGAGAAUCCACAGUGCAGCAAAUCACAAUGGAACACAAAAUUAUCAUGUCCAAGACCGAAACGCAAAGGUCAGAACCAGGUGUUACAGGUUAUAGCGUGUCCACUUCGGAAGUGACCGUUUCCGAGUCUGGGUCCCCACGUCUCCUAGAGGACGAGGUUCCCUUGGCAACAGAGCAGUUUGCUCAGAAACUUGCUUUGUCCAUUAUAAAUGAUGUCCGUGAUUCAGCUCGACCAACUGACCUUGGGGAGCCUGGGAAACCAACAGAGCACCAAGAAAAAACCAGGGUGGAGACUACUCGAUCAGAGACGGUAACAACAGUGAGAACCGUAGAGCAGAAGAUCAUCACCGGGGAAACUACCAAGAUGGAAAUCAAGGAAGACUUUCCGGAAGAGCCGCCAAAGGAAUCUGAGGAAUAUAAAGAAAAAGUGCUUGAUCAUGAAAUGCCACCCAAAUCAAAAGAACUAGAACCAGUUGAUACAUUUGAAUCAAAGGUCAAAGAUGUAGAAAGAUUACAAGAGUCUGGAGCAGUUGAACAGAUUCAGGCUCAGGUUGUUCAGGACAUUCCUGUGAAAGAGGUUGAGAAGGAAAGGGUAGAGAACAGAGAAAUAGUUCUUGAAUAUGAUGUAAAAAGUGAAGUCAAAGAAUCUGAAAAACCAACUGAUACAGGACAGCCAUGUGAAGAACUCGCUAUGGAAGACCAGGAGGUUGAUGCUAUUGUAAUGGUUCAUGAUUCCAGAGUUUCCCAAGAUGUCAACAUCCAAGGAGAAUACCAAGCUGUUCCUCUUGAACGUUUAGUUCAGUCUCCUGAGCCAGUUGCUAGUCCAGAUGCUGAGCAAAAGGAAAUUUAUGAACAUGAGCAACAGAAGGAAGUGACCGUUGUAAGAGAGACAACUAAGGUUGAAGAGAAGACAGUCAAUGUUGUAGAAAUUAAGGAAGAGAGGCAUGUCACACAGGAACCAGAAGUAUCAGAGUCUGUUGCUGAACAGCCAGAAUCUCCUAUGCAAACCAAGAAUCUCCAAAGCUUUGAUAAACCAUCUGAAAUACUGGCAGCUGAAAAGGAAGAUGAUGAGACUGUUAAAGAGGAAAGUAAGGCAAUGGCAGCAAAAGAACUUUCUGAUGAACCUGUGAUUGAGAUGGAUAAAGUUGAGGAAGUUAAAGAAGAAGUAGAAGAAGCUCCUCAAUCACCAAAAAGAGAAAAUGAGACUGUUACUCAUUAUCAGGAGACAGUCACUACUGUAGUUACUACCACAGAGAUUCGAGGACUUGAACAACAGGAAGUAGAUGGUGGUAUCUUCAGUAGACCAACUGCCUUGGAAGAUAAAGAGGAAUCAGGAGAAAUUCCUGGAGAACAAGUAAGAGAAUAUGUUUCAAAUGUUGUUGAUUCUGCUAUUAUCCAAGAACAGUCUCGAACAGAACUGGUAGAUGAAGAAGACAAAAAACCAAGUGUUGAUUCAGAUAACUUGAAAGAAGUUUCACAGUUUGAGGACUCUCAAGAGAGUACAACAGUCUUAGAAAAGGAGCCAGAUGAAGUUGUCAAAGAGGCAAUUGAAGUGAAAGAGAAAGAGCAAGUCUUUGAUGAUGAGUCUCAAGAACAGCAAGCGCCAAUACUCACAUCAGAGCCCAUACAAGAUACUCCUGAGGAUGUUCCUAAAGAAGAGGAGCAAUCAAUCAGGACGACAUUCAUUGAGCAAAAGACAGAAGAGGUUGUUGUCAAAGAGACAGUUCAAGUAAUUGAGAAAGAGCAAGUGGUCUUUGAAGAUGAACCUCAAGAAGAUCAAGCACCAACUCUUGCCUCAGAGCCCAUCCAAGCUCCUGAGGAUGUUCCUAAAGAAGAGGAGCAAUCAAUCAGGACGACAUUCAUUGAGCAAAAGACAGAAGAGGUUGUUGUCAAAGAGACAGUUCAAGUAAUUGAGAAAGAGCAAGUGGUCUUUGAAGAUGAACCUCAUGCAGACCAGACACCAACUGUCACCUCAGAACACAUCCAUGAUACUCCUGAAGGUGCUCCUGAAGAAGAGCAACCAAUUGGGACAACAUUCGUUGAGCAAAAGACAGAAGAGGUUGUAGUCAAAGAGACAGUUCAAGUUAUAGAGAAAGAACAAGUGGUCUUUGAAGAUGAACCCCCAAAAGAGCAAGCACCAACACUUGCCUCAGAGCCCAUCCAAGCUCCUAAGGAUGUUCCUAAAGGAGAUGACCAACCACACAUUGAACAAAAGACGGAAGAGGUUGUAGUCAAAGAGACAGUUCAAGUUAUAGAGAAAGAACAAGUGGUCUUGGAAGAUGAACCCCCAAAAGAGCAAGCACCAACACUUGCCUCAGAGCCCAUCCAAGCUCCUAAGGAUGUUCCUAAAGGAGAUGACCAACCACACAUUGAACAAAAGACGGAAGAGGUUGUAGUCAAAGAGACAGUUCAAGUUAUAGAGAAAGAACAAGUGGUCUUGGAAGAUGAACCCCCAAAAGAGCAAGCACCAACACUUGCCUCAGAGCCCAUCCAAGCUCCUAAGGAUGUUCCUAAAGGAGAUGACCAACCACACAUUGAACAAAAGACGGAAGAGGUUGUAGUCAAAGAGACAGUUCAAGUUAUAGAGAAAGAACAAGUGGUCUUUGAAGAUGAACCCCAAAAAGAGCAAGCACCAACACUUGCUUCAGAGCCCAUCCAAGCUUCUCCUGAGGAUGUUCCUAAAGGAGAUGACCAACCACACAUUGAACAAAAAACAGAAGAGGUUGUAAUCAAAGAGACAGUUCAAGUAAUCGAAAAAGAGCAAGUGGUCUUUGAAGAUGAACCUCAGGCAGACCAGACACCAACUGUCACGUCAGAACACAUCCGUGAUACUUCUGAUGAUAUUCCUAAAGAAGAGGAGCAAUCAAUCAGGACAACAUUCAUUGAGCAAAAGACAGAAGAGUUUGUAGUCAAAGAGACAGUUCAAGUUAUAGAGAAAGAACAAGUGGUCUUUGAAGAUGAACCUCCAAAAGAGCAAGCACCAACACUCGCUUCAGAGCCCAUCCAAGCUCCUCCUGAGGAUGUUCCUAAAGGAGAUGACCAACCACACAUUGAACAAAAAACAGAAGAAGUUGUAAUCAAAGAGACAGUUCAAGUAAUCGAGAAAGAGCAAGUGGUCUUUGAAGAUGAACCUGAAGAAGAACAAUCACCAACACCCACAUCAGAACCCUCCCAAUAUACUCCUGAGGAUGUUCCUGAAGAAAACGACCAACCAAUCACUGAGCAAAAGACAGAAGAUGUGGUAGUCAAGGAAACAGUUCAAGUAAUCGAGAAAGAGCAAGUCAUCUUUGAAGAUGAACCUCAGGAAGACCAGACACCAACUGUCAUCUCAGAACACAUCCUAGAUACUUCUGAGGAUAUUCCUAAAGAAGAGGAGCAAUCAAUCAGGACAACAUUCAUUGAGCAAAAGACAGAAGAGGUUGUUGUCAAAGAGACAGUUCAAGUAAUUGAGAAAGAGCAAGUGGUCUUUGAAGAUGAACCUCAAGCAGACCGGACACCAACUGACACCUCAGAACACAUCCAUGAUACUCCUGAAGAUGUUCCUGAAGAAGAGGAGCAACCAAUUGGGACAACAUUCAUUGAGCAAAAGACAGAAGAGGUUGUUGUCAAAGAGACAGUUCAAGUAAUUGAGAAAGAGCAAGUGGUCUUUGAAGAUGAACCUCAAGCAGACCGGACACCAACUGACACCUCAGAACACAUCCAUGAUACUCCUGAAGAUGUUCCUGAAGAAGAGGAGCAACCAAUUGGGACAACAUUCAUUGAGCAGAAGACAGAAGAGGUUGUAGUCAAAGAGACAAUUCAAGUAAUUGAGAAAGAGCAAGUGAUCUUUGAAGAUGAACCUGAAGCAGACCAGACACCAACUGUCACCUCAGAACACAUCCAUGAUGUUCCUGAAGAUGUUCCUGAAGAAGAGGAGCAACCAAUUGGGACAACAUUUACUGAGCAAAAGACAGAAGAGGUUGCAGUCAAAGAGACGGUUCAAGUAAUCGAGAAAGAGCAAGUGGUCUUUGAAGAUGAACCCCAAAAAGAGCAAGCACCAACACUUGCCUCAGAGCCCAUCCAAGCUCCUAAGGAUGUUCCUAAAGGAGAUGACCAACCAUACAUUGAACAAAAAACAGAAGAGGUUGUAAUCAAAGAGACAGUUCAAGUAAUCGAGAAAGAGCAAGUGGUCUUUGAAAAUGAACCUCAAGAAGAGCAACCAGCAACAUUCACCUCAGAGCCCUUCCAAAAUACUCCUGAGGAUGUUCCUAAAGAAGAGGAGCAAUCAAUCAGGACAACAUUCAUUGAGCAAAAGACAGAAGAGGUUGUUGUCAAAGAGACAGUUCAAGUAAUUGAGAAAGAGCAAGUGGUCUUUGAAGAUGAACCUCAUGCAGACCAGACACCAACUGUCACCUCAGAACACAUCCAUGAUACUCCUGAAGGUGUUCCUGAAGAAGAGCAACCAAUUGGGACAACAUUCAUUGAGCAAAAGACAGAAGAGGUUGUAGUCAAAGAGACAACUCAGGUUAUAGAGAAAGAGGAAGUAACUUUUGAGGAUGAAACCAAAGAGGAGCAAGCCCAAACUGUCACCUCUGAGCACAUCCAAGAUGCUACUUACAAUGUUCAAGAGGAUAUACCCAAAGUGCCAGUGGAAGAGCCAACUGUAGAGGAUUCAGAGUCUGGUCAAGAUAUGACAUUACACAAACAGGACGAAUUUACAACACAGAAUUUAGAAUUCCUUGGUGCUCCUGAAUAUGACGAAGAAGAUAUUUCAACAUCUAUGGAGGUAAUGCCUUCUGAGCGAGAAAAUGUUGAUGGAGAUGAUGAUUUCCUUGAAGAUAUCCAGGAAGAACCAGAAGGGGAUGAAAUGGAGAGAACAGAUAUUGCUCCUUCAGAGACAACAUACAUCUAUGAAGAAAGGACGCAACAAGUUCUCAUUUCAAAUGAACAAAUAGAGCCGAGUGCCGUCACUACAGAGUCUCAUGAAGAGAUAAUCUCAGAAGAGCGUAUCGGAGAAAAAUCAAGCACUACAGAGUUCAGUCACACAGUCUUGCAGGAGGAGAUACACCUUCUUCCGGAAGAUGCAACUGUGCAUUUAGAACAUGAUACAAAGCCUCAGAAUGAAGAAAAGAGAGACAUAAUUCAUGAAAACAUUGAGGAAAGUGGUGUAACUGCAGUUCACUCAGAGAUAAACUUUCACACUAAACCCAUUAUGGACCAAACCAAAGUUGAUGAAGAAAAACUUGACAAAGUUCCAGAUGAUAGGGAAAUAAUAGUACAAGAACCCCUUGGAGAUGAACCUGAAGUAUGUGUGGAAGCAAGAGACCCUGAACAUUUUACCGAAGCAACCCCACAAGACCACAUUAGUGAAAUAUCAAUUACUGAAGAGCGAAUAGGGGAGAAGGUUGUGACUUCCACCUUCAAGGAAACUGUUUUACACGAAGAAAUACACAACAUUGUCGAAGAGAGUCCUGCUGUUACAGAUGAGUCAGAACCACCUAAGGAAGAAGUCAGAGGUACUGUAUGUGAAACUGUUCAUCAAACCACUGUGACUACAACUCACACUGAGAUACACAAGCUGAGUACUCUACCAGUCACUGAGAAAUAUUUGGAAGAGAUGUCUGGAGAAGAACAACAUACUCCAGAAGAAGAGCAAACUCAACCAACUAAUGCAGAAAGAGAAGAUUUGUCACCACGUGAUGAGGGUAUGACAUCAGAAGAUAUUGAAGAACUGCAGGAAGACCAGCAAGGCCAAAUUCGUGAAAAUGGAAGUUUUUCUCAUGAAACAACAACUGAGGAAACGAGAAGUAUUUUAACUACUAGGGAAGUAAGGUUUGUAGAAGAUAUCAAGGUUGAUGCAAGUGAACCAGAAGAUGAGACACACUUGGGUGAAGAACCUGACAUGACUGAACGUGAUAUCUCAAUUGAUGAAGACCAAUCAGAUGACUCAGAUAUGAUUCCAGAGAUCAAGUUAGAUUUGCAGUCUGAUGAGAUUGUUCAGGAUGAUGAUGUCCUGGCAGAGAGGCGAGCAAGAGACCAUGGUUAUCUAAUUGAACCUGAUCCACCAACAGAAGAAAGUGAGAUCAUCCUUGGAGAAGAUGAAAUCUUUGAAGAGCAACUUGGUGUAGAUGAUGAAGAUCUAGAUACAAAGACAGACAGUAUCAGUUACAUGGAAGAACAGGUGGAUGAGACAACUCUCGGCAAAGAAGACCAGCAGUUGACUGAGAGUGUUCCAGUGGAUUAUGAUAUUCAGCCAUCAGAUAUUAGCCAUGUAGAGGAUAAAUCUGAACGAAGGCCAGAAUACAAAAAAGAAGAAGCUGACAUUACAACCUCUUACAAGACAAUUGAAGAGUCAAUGAUCAUUCAAGGUGAAGUGUACCUUGAAUCUGAACCGAAAGAAGAACAGAAACCAGAUGGUGGAGAAAUGGCUCCUGUUGAACAAGAGCUGGACAGAGUACCUGAAGAUGGAAGAAGUACUCCAGACAUUCUUGACAUCACUGGUGAAUAUGCAACCAGCUAUGCACAUGUUGAGAUGAGUCAGCAGUCCUAUCAAGUUGAUGAACCGAUGGCUCCACUUGAUGUGACUCAGGAAGCAGGAGAGGAAGAGACUCCCAGAUACACUGAAGAGAUGGAUGUAAGUACAGGAGAUUCUAAGGAAGGUGCGGCUCUUGUAGCUGUUGAACAGCAAUAUCUUGUUGACACUCCAGUGUCAGAGACCAGUACACAUGAGCAGUGGGUAGAAACACAAGUUGGGGAUGCUACUGUGAGAACCAGAGAGACCCACAGGGAAGAAACCUACACUGAUGAAACAGAAGAUGGACAGACAUUAUACACAAGGCAUGUUGUGACAGAAACUAGAGUUAUAACAAGUGGUGGUCCUUUGCUGGAAGGUAUGAUGCAUCCUGCAGAAUAUCCUGAGGAGUUGAUCAUCCAACCACAGCCCCCUUCUCCAGAUUCUCUACUCACCCCUGAAAUCCAGGAACUUCCUGACACUCCAGAAUCAUCCACACAUGAGGGCUCCACUGAACCCACUGACAAUCAAGGUUUCUGCUUUGAAACCAUGGAUGUUACACAGUCAACAUCUGAAUCUUCUCAGUUUGUAGUAGAUGAUGAUGUUUUGGACCAUCAAGUUCAGCAGCAGCAGGAGGAGCAACAAGAAGCACCACUUCUAGAUGGCCCAACUGAAUCUGAUUACUAUGACCCAAGCUUGAUAGGUGUUCCUCAGCAACAAGAGUUUGAUUAUCAGUUAGCAGAGCCUGAACCAGAAAUUAUUGACUCUCCACAAGAUGUAGAACUGCCGGAAGGAGAGGACAUAUCCUCUCAGCAAUAUUCAGAUUUCACUCUACAACAGGAAGUCAGUGCAAGUCUUUCACAUCAAGAUCAAUCUCUUGGAGAUGUACCACAUAGCGAAACAGUGGUCCAAGAAUCCCAUGUAGAGUUUUCAGUACACUCCGAAGAGCAGUCUGUCCCUGACAAUGAAACUUUUGAUGUAGCUGAAGAAGAUAGGGCAGAUUCUAUUGUGAGCCCAAGACCUCCUGAGCCUGUUUCAGAGGUUGAGGCACAGCUGCCUCCCAUAGAUGUGAGUGUCCUAGAGAGCUCACCAGCUCCAGAACCAGAGACUGAAAAUAUUGAUGAGGGUGCUGUUGGGGACGAAGUAGACAGUCCUACAAAGCCAUACAAGGGUCAAAUACCCAUUCCAACAUCUCCCAAAUCAGAAGGUUCAGAAGAACCUCCAAGAUCUCCUCAAGGAUCUGUUGAUGAUCAGUCUGACCAUGUUGUCACUCAUGAGGAAUAUGAGACCAAACAAGAAGAUGGUGGCGUGGUCAAGAAAUCCGUCCAUGUCACCCGCACCACAUUCCGCAGAGAGGUCAGCUUUCCUGGAGCAGCCGUUCAAAGUGGACAGGCUAUCCUACAGACCAGAUCUGUUUCAGAGUUCCAUGCCGGUCCAGACCAGACUCACCUGAGAUCAAGAGAGGAAAUGGAAGAGUCCACUCCCCAGCUUACAGAGCCAUUGGUCGAUGAGCAACUGGAUGCACCUAUGGUUUUAGGGGAAAAGGAGGAGAAGCCUGCAUUCACACCAGAGGAACUAGAAGACUUUGCUCAAGCUUUAAAUGACUUUGCCAUCAAUGACUUACCGGAAGAUGACCAGGAGUCACCAGCCACUCCCUCGGACCAAGCCAUUGUCCAGGAAGACAUGAGCGCCACGGAAUCGGCCCCACCCGUGAUGGAAACCAACCUUAAAACCCUUGAUGAAAUGACACCGGAAGAAGAAAAGGAGAUGGAGGAUCUUCUGAACAUGGACUUCACCAAGGCCUAUCAACAACCAACGGAAGAGGGCCAAGCACCAAGAUCAUCUGAGCCCGAGGAAGUAUCUCCAUCUACUCCGGCCAGUCCGACCACUCCUCAUGUUGACCUUAUGCCGGACGACACUGAUCUCUUGGCUGCAGCCAAUCAGCUCCAGAAGGAGAUGGAGGAGGAGGAGCCAGAAGUGGGCGGAGCUAGUAUGGCAGAAGCUGGAGAUGAGGAGCGCGAGCCCAAAACGCCAGAAAUCACAGAUUUCCUGGAGGGGCAGUUUUCUUUCCUCCCGGAUGAACCCUUGGGAGUGGUAGAGACUGAACCAAAUAUUGAGUUCCCACCAGAAAUGGAAAUGCCUGUCGAUGGCGAUGAGGAUGUCGAGGAGGAGAUCGAGGAAUACGAAGAGACCCUUGACGAUGGUACGAUCCGUAAGGUGAUCAAGAGACGGAUCAAGAAGCGAACUGUGCAGAUGAUUCCAGUAGAAAUCGACCCAUCAGAGUAUCCUGAGGGAGCCUUUGGGGAUGAUGAUGAUGUCAGGAGAAUAACUGUACACAAGAAAGUGACACGCAAGACAUUCAUGAGAGAUGGAGAGGAGGUUGACCAGCAAGAAGAGGUUGAAACCAACAUUGAAGAGGAUGGCGUUGUCAAAGAGAACAGUGAACUACGAGAAGACCUCCAGCAGAUCGUAGACGGACUCCUCAAGGAUCAAUCAAUAGAGGGCGAAAGUACCACAACAGUUGUUGUUUCAGAAGAAACACAUGAAGGCGAGGAAUCUGAAAUUUAGAACUGUUUUCUUUUUGUGUAUAUGUGGUGGUUUUGUGAAGUCAUUUCAUAUCCUCCUGGAGCUUGAUGGGCUCACACUUACAGAGAUAAAUGCAAGAGAUCAUAGCAUGGUUUUACAUAAUUAAUAUGACACAUUAUUGCCAGAUUGAAGUUCAAUUAUACAAAAAUUAUAAUUGUGGCAAAUUGAAUUCUUAUGAAAUUAUCAUUGCUAAGAGUGUGAGUUAACUAAGUUUAGAAAUUAUCAUGAAAUUAAACAAAAACUUUCCUUGAUAUUGUCUUGUAUAAAAUUUAAAGAUAGUUAUUGUAUAUCUAAACAUUAUCUAUCUUCUGUAUUUGAAAACUUUAAUUAAUUCUGUAUGGUGAAUCAUUACUCCUGUUAUGUAACUUUGAGAAUGUAGUUACCAUGGUUACGAAGCAAAUGCUAUGCUCAUAUGUAGGUACUUGUGAUGUAGGGCUAGUGCAAAGAUGAGGUCAAUGAACUUAUGUGAACUUUGACCUCUGACUUGACUAUGAUUAUCUUGUAAUUAUUGUACAUGUUUACUAAUAGACAAAGUGAUUGUGUGUGUGGCCAUGUCAUGAAGUAGUCUUGUGUGUUUGUAGCUUGACAUAAAAUCUCUCCACAGAUGCAAGCAAGAAUAAACGGCAGAAUUUCACAAAAGUUGACUGCUGUUUACAGUUUUUUACAUGGAUACAAAAAAAAAUUCUGGAGGGAGAUUGGUAUUUUGUUGGAGGUGUGAAGUAUAGGUUCGGAAUUAAAAAAUAUUUAAUUUUGAAACUUGAAGUUUUUCUGGGAGUAAGGUAAUGAUCUAUUGCUUCAUGUCGGAUAAUGGUAUUUCAGAGAAUAUUUCUUGUUUUGUCUGUAUAAAAAUUGAUCGUAAAAAGAAAUCUAGCUUGUUUUAUUUGAAUAUAGAUUUAUACUUUCUUUAGAUUUUUCUUUUCGUCAUAUUCUUUCGUGCCAACUUUGAGGCAAUCAUGUUUCCCAUUUUGUACAAGUUGUAGCAAUUGGCUUGCCUUGGGUGUUAGUUUUGACUAAUUAAUUGAUACUCUGACAUCUCCGAAUGAAAUCCAACUAUUUCUGGGUGUAUGAUAAUUGCUGUUUGCUUUAAUAUCUGUGAUUUCAAUAUUCACACCUGAAGAGGAUUUCUGGAGGUUACUUGAUAUUUAGUAGACUCUUGCCCGAGGUUCAGUGUAAUGUGCAUAGAAAAAUCUGUGAUUUUUGUGCGAAAUUUCAAUCAAUCUGUUUCUAGAGAAGAGAAAUGCUGUAUAUGGCUUUAUGAUGAUAAUGAAAAAUAUGAAUAUUUGUUGGUUGGUUAAAAAAAGGAAUUUAAAACUUACAUUCUUAUUUACUUGGCAGAUGUUUUAAUGCUGUGCAUGCUAAUACUAUUAAAGCCAUUAUGUAAUACCAUAUAGAGUCUUGUCAUAUUUUGUGCAGUACUUGUAUGGUUUGCCCCAGUGUAUAAUGCCAUUACAUUUUACCAUGUGAUAUAAUAUUAUUGAAAGUGCAAAAUUUGGAUAAUGAUUCUAAAAGCAUAUUUUGAUUUUCCUUCUUUAGCUAAAAACAAUUUAUUGAGUAUAAAUUUUGAAUUUAUCCAGCUUCAAUGAAAUAGUGAAUAGUAAUCACAAUAUAUAGAUGUUUAUUAAAGAGUGUUUACUGUAGUCAUCUAUUAAUGUAAUGGCAUAGGAAUAAAAUACAAUACUGAUUUACUUUACUAGUUGGGAGCUAAAUUGUAUGAUAUGCUAUAUGAUUGUUUCUUCAAAUGACUGGGUAAUUUAUCCUCUUAUUUCUGUGAUAAUGGUAAAUAUAUAUAUAGAUCAAAUGUAUUGCAGUGCAGAUGAUAAUCAAUAGACUAGAAAAUGCACUUCAGACAAAAAUAGACAGGUAGCUGUGAAAAUGUCCCUUUAAAGACAUGAGUGGAUUAGAUGAAAAUAACAAGUAGACAGCGCUUUAGGAUUUAUGUAGUAUAUGAAAAGAAAUUAAACUGCAUUUCAACUGCACAACAUGAAAGAAGUGUAUUUAUAAAAGCUAUUCAGUACACUUGUACAAGUCUGCAUUUUGUGAAAAUUAUGUAAAUUCCACUUCUUCAACAAGAAAAAAAAUGGUUGUGAUAUUUUGAGUUCUUCCUACAAAGAGGGAGGUAUUUCGUACAUUGUUUUUCUCUCUUUUUUGUUUCCUGAUGUGACUGUAUAGAGUAUUUCAUUCUUGAGGUUUAAUGAAAGGAAAAAAAUAUGGUAAACAGGAAAUCGUGUGAAACAGCUGUUUGAAAAAAAAAUCAUGUGCGUUUAUUCUAAGGAGAAAGGUUACUCUGUCUGCACGUUCCCAGUAAAUGAGAUAAAAAAAAAUUA